Molecule: messenger RNA, 1056 nt
Organism: Symbiodinium sp. CCMP2592
Lineage: Eukaryota; Dinophyceae; Suessiales; Symbiodiniaceae
Source: the annotation of a GenBank genome assembly
AUGCUUUCCGUUUCACCGGUCUGGCAAGGCGCCGGCGGUCUCACCCGAUCUGCCGACAAGGCCCGCGGCCCCGCACUGUUCACGGUGCCCGCGGUGUCCGCGACGAGGCAAGGGCCGCAGUGCCGGGGAGUGGAAAGCCGCGUCAGCGUCGGCCUGGUCGCGAGCGCUGUUCUUCUCAGAGGACGGAAGCACAGACUUGGAAGGACAGCUAGAACUGCUUCUGCAGGUUCCUUGUUUCUGCUUCCGGAUGGGCGUGACAUCCGUGUACUCACCAACGAGGGAGAAGUGAAAACGGCCGUAGCGGCAGAAGUUGCCAGUUGCUCAAGUGCUGCAAUCGCGGAGAAGGGCGCCUUCUCAAUUUGUGUGCCUGGUAGCUUCGGACCAGCGGAUGGCCAGGAGCUAGCAGGUGCUCAGCUUAUCGGAGAGUCCCUCGCAACACUCUCUGGGCAAGGUAUGGGUUUCCAGCGGAGAAGUGAAUCCCGUCCCAAAAAAUCUGUGCAGCUGACAGCUGACUUCGACAAGUGGCACGUCUUCUUUGCCGGCGAGAGGUUGGACGGCCAGGAGUCUUUUCUGCUUGCGAAGAAGCUUUGGAUAGACAGCUGUGGCAUUCCGGAAGCCCAGGUUCAUCCGGUUCCACAGGGAAUGCCUGCAGAGGGGGCGGCAGCUCAAUACACGGCCGAAAUUUGUAUGCAGGAUGAGAGCAUCCUGGUAGACAGCGAUCAGGGCCUCCCUGCUCUGGACCUGCUCCUUCUCGACAUGGCCAAAGAUGGUACCAUUGGGCGUUUGAAGCCAGACUCGCCUGAGGUUGAAGAAGCAGGCUCUGGCAAGGUGAUUUUGCCAGUUGAAGACGACGAUGCAGAGGCUGCCAUCGCAGCUCCUGACUUCAUGAAUGCAGCACGGACGGCAGUGAUCGUGGCGACGGGUGCUGCGGCCGCUGCUUCGGUCAACAAAGCCCUUGGCAGCGCCAGCUCGGCCUGCCCGGCUAGUCUGAUUCGGACUGGCAAGACGAUAUGGCUGCUUGACGCGGGGAGCGCGCAGGAUGUGAGCGAGCCGUGA